AAAACCACACGCUAAGAAAGAGGGAGAACAGACCGACUCAAAAACAAAAGAAACGGAAGAUGAAGUUGACCUGGAAAAACCAGGACAAGAAACACAAACGCCCGCUCCUCUCCAUUUCAACCCUCCCUUUCGAUCAAAACGAUGAUCACAUCACCAACAACAGCGAAGACCGACCAAGAUCUGAUAAUGAUACAGACCAUAACACCGAGCAAGCUCAAACCUAUCAUCACAACGACACCAAACUCGCCGAAGCCUUUCACGCACAGGGAAACAAACUCGCUGAGGAUGGGAGGUACCAUGAAGCUCUUGGGAAGUGGGAAGCUGCUAUUACUUUGAUGCCAGAAAGAGCAGUUUUACAUGAGCAGAAGGCUCAAGUUUUACUUGAAAUUGGAGAAGCAUGGAAUGCGUUGAAGGCGGCAACUCGAGCUACUGAAUUGGAGCCAUCAUGGGCUGAGGCCUGGAUCACUCUUGGUAGAGCACAACUAAACUUUGGGGAGCCUGAUAAUGCUAUUGAAAGCUUUGACAGAGCGUUAGCUAUCAAGCCUGAUUUUGUUGAGGCACUAGAUGACUGGGAAACUGCAUCACAUCUUGUGAAGAAGCGUAAGCAGCUUCACUCAUCAGGCUCAAGUACUACUAAAAAUCGGUACGUGGUUGGGGACAAGACUGAAAGCUCCUGAAGGUAUGUGAAUGGCUGGGUAUAAAGUAGUCUGCUGUUUCUGUGUAUGCUUCUUUGGCUGUCAUGGAGGAAGAAAGGAACUUUGGGAUCUCACAUAUUUUCUAGUCACAGAGAGAGAGAGAGAGAUAUAGAGAAUGAAUAGAUGUUUGGGUUGUACUGGUUUGCUAAUCUGAACUCGAGUUACGCCUGAAAGCACAAUCUGAUGCCUCAAAUGUUCUUCAUUUUCUUGGAAUCUGGUACACCCUGUUGUUAUUAAUCAGAAGGAUGGAACCUACGCCAUGAAGCCUGUAAUUCGUUAUAGAAAAGAUAAACACAUCUUGAAUAUAAGAUUUUACUUAGCUCUGCCAUGUCAAGCCAAAUAACUCAUCUUCAUAAUUUCACUGUAUUGUUUUCUUCCUUGUUAUGUUCCUAUUAAGUGUAGAAGUAAAGCAGUUCAACAGUUUUUAUGGCAUAAUUUGAAAACCAUAGUAUUAUGUAAUGUUAAUGUCAGUCUUAGUUGCAUAUAA
Camellia sinensis is the source of this 1182-nucleotide messenger RNA. Its product is annotated as Tetratricopeptide repeat (TPR)-like superfamily protein. The record is from RefSeq and is a predicted model, not a curated record. Gene Ontology annotation, molecular function: protein binding. NCBI's taxonomy places the organism in Eukaryota, Viridiplantae, Streptophyta, Magnoliopsida, Ericales, Theaceae.